AUGGGCGGUCGGUCCCCGAGCGACGGAGAUGGCGGAGGAGGCGGGCGGGUCGCCACCGUGGACGGACAGAGUCCUGCUGCCGUCGGCUCGCCAAGCCCCGCCGCCGGCAUGAAGAGACGAGAGGCCGGGAGCGUGCCCCACGACGAGGGGUCCGUGGCCGGCGAGGCGGCGGGCUCGGGGGCGGACGGCACGGACGAUGCCGGCCGGAGGAAGAAGCUCAAGACGGGACCCGGGAGUAGGGGCGUCGCCAACCUGACGCCGGAGCAGCUGGCCAAGAAACGUGCCAACGACCGUGAGGCGCAGCGCGCCAUCCGCGAGCGCACAAAGAACCAGAUUGAGACGCUGGAGCGGCGCAUCCGCGAGCUCACGAACCUCAAGCCGUACCAGGAGCUGCAGGCCGUGGUGCGGGCCAAGGAGGCCGUCGAGCGCGAGAACGCCGAAAUCAAGCGGCAGCUCGCGAAUAUCGUGGGCUUGCUUAACCCAAUCAUUGGGACAGAUCAAAACGCUGGCGGAGCAUCACCAGCGCCGGCGUACGCGCCGCCUACUGCACCUCCAGUCCAGGCUUCGGUUCCAUAUCACGCAUCACCUACGCCCACGGGCUCCGCCUCACCCGCCGGGACCGUCGAGACGUCUCACGGGUGGACUCACGGCGAGACUUCGGCGGCGGGAACGCCAGGGGAACUCACCGCGGCGCAUCUGCAGCAGCAGCGGCAUCGCAUCCGGCACGACCUGGAGAUGGGCCCCGAGCGGCUCGAGCUGGGCUUCUUGCUGCAUCAGGGGCAAGGCCAGCACCUGAGCCGCUUGCAGGGCGGCAUGCACGGCGCACAGGACACGCCACAGUACCAGCACGUGCCGAUGAAGCACGACUGGACGGCCGUCACCAAGAACGAGGCCUUGGGUACGCGGCACAGCCCCCUGGCUGGGACGAGCGGCUCCAUGCCUGGCUACGACGGCCAGUCUCCCGGCGGCGCGGUCGGAGCGACAAGCUCGCAUCCGCAUGCAGGGGGUGGGGAACACGAUCCGGAGAACCUGCCGCGGUACGCCACGCCGGUGAGAAACUGCAGCCCGACGUGCCCGCUCGACUCACUGCUGCUCGACUUUCUGAGCGAGCGGCGGCAACGAGCAGCCGAGGGCCUACCGAUGCCGCAGGUUAUCGGGCCACGGUACCCGUCAGUGUCGUCGCUGCUCAACCCAGCCAACAGCGCGUACAGCCACCCACUGUCCAAGGUGUUCACGGACAUCCUCGCGACGUUCCCGGAUAUCUCGAUGCUGCCGGAGCGCGUCGCAGUACUGUACGUCAUGUUCCUGGUAAUGCGAUGGCAGAUCGCGCCGACGCGCGAAAACUACGACCGCCUGCCCGAGUGGAUGCACCCGACGGCGUCGCAGCUCGCGCACCCGCACCCGGCCUGGAUCGACCACCUGCCCUUCCCGCUCAUGCGCGAGAAGCUCGCCCGCGACUACAACCCGCACGAGUACCUGUUCGACAACUUCUUCAUCCCCUUCACCACGACGCUGCGCCUCUGCUGGCCCUACGACGAGACGGACACGCUCCUCCUGGUGCCCGACUCGGACGAGGUGGUCAUCAACCCCGUGUUUGAGCGGCACCUGCGCAGCCUCGACAACUGGCGGCUCGGGGACCGCUUCGUGCGCGCGUUUCCGUCCCUCGCGGAUACGUGCAACGUCGACGCGCGCGCACGCGGGGGGCCGCCGUCCUCGGCGGCGUCGUCCGUGAGCCGGUGA
This is a messenger RNA of Purpureocillium lilacinum, 1740 nucleotides long. RefSeq lists its product as uncharacterized. NCBI's taxonomy places the organism in Eukaryota, Fungi, Ascomycota, Sordariomycetes, Hypocreales, Ophiocordycipitaceae. The record is from RefSeq and is a predicted model, not a curated record.